CAUUUAUAGCUCUUACUCCAAUUCCUACUUCUCUGUCCCAAUUCUCUCUCUCUCUCUCUCUCUCUCUCUGCAUCUUCAUCUUCUCUCUCUACAAAACCAAAACCAAACCCUAACCCUAACUCCAUUUCGAACGAUUUCAAUGGCGAGUGCAUGGAACAAGCUGAAGAAAUCGCUUUCCCUGAAACUCUUCAGUUCUGAAUCGUCCCAAACAUCCCUUCAACGUUCUACCAAUUUGCUCACAGACUCUUCCGAGCCCGAAUCUCGAUCUUCUACGGUGUCCUCUCGUUCGGCUUCUCUCUCUAUCUCUCGGUUAUCCAGAAGCAUCAGCGCCCGAUCCUCCAAGAAAACUUGCGCAAUUUGCUUGGCACACUUAAAAACCGGGGAGGGCCAAGCGAUCUUCACAGCCGAGUGCACCCACUCGUUCCACUUUAGCUGCAUUGCCAACAGCGUUAAGCACGGAAAUCACCUUUGCCCCAUUUGCCGUUCCAAGUGGAAAGACAUCCCUUUCCAGUUCCCCACCAACCUUGGCGAUCCUCGGUUUAAUGUCUCAGGCCGAGCUCGAGUCUCUCCUUACCGUCCCUUGCUUGAAGAUGUCCCGCCCAACAUCCCUCAUGAUCACCCUCUUCCAUCUCCUCCUCCACCUGAGCCCCCUCGCUUCUCAGAUGAUGAUAAUCUCCCUCCUGUCUCCACUGAUCCCACCUUUCUUGGUUCCUCCCAUUCAGUAACUAUCAAAUCCUUUCCUGAGUUUCCUGCCAUCUCUUCCUCAGAGUCUGUUUCUAGUUUCGCCGUUCUUGUCGGCGUUCAGGCACCACCUCUCCUCGGUGAUGCCCGUAACCUUGAGCGGGCACCCAUUGACCUCGUCACUGUGCUUGAUGUUAGUGGCAGCAUGGCAGGUUCAAAGCUUGCUCUUCUCAAGCGUGCACUUCGAUUCGUCAUACAAAACCUGGGCCCUUGUGACCGACUGGCUAUCGUUGUUUUCUCAUCAUCCGCUCGAAGAAUCUUUCCACUUCGCAGGAUGUCCGAAGUACGCCGCGAAGAUGCUGUCCUCGCCAUCAAUUCUCUUGUGUCAUCUGGUGGGACCAACAUCGUGGAAGGGCUCAAGAAAGGAGUUCGGGUUCUCGAAGAACGCCGUGAAAGGAAUCCAGUUGCAAGCAUCAUACUCCUAUCUGAUGGAAGAGACACAUACAACAGCGAGAGUAUCAAUCGACGCAGAAGUCCACAGAAUCAGAAUUCAAGGCAGGCUGUGGAAUAUCUGAACCUAUUGCCUGUUUCCAUCUGUGGUAGCAAGAAUGUUGGUGGAAACGAGGCUAGACUCCCUACAAUCCCAGUUCACACAUUUGGAUUUGGGUCAGACCACGAUUCUACUGCGAUGCACGCUAUAUCUGAUGCAUCAGGUGGCACAUUUUCCUUCAUCGAGUCUGUUGGCAUGGUUCAAGACGCCUUUGCUAGGUGCAUUGGCGGUCUUCUUAGUGUCGUGGCUCAAGAACUUCAACUAACCGUGAGGUCAGUGUCACCCGGGGUAAAGAUCGGAUUCAUACCAUCUGGAAGAUACCCGAGUGGAAUGUCCAAUCAAGGGCAGCAAGGUUUGAUCAAGGUCGGCGAUCUGUAUGCAGACGAGGAGAAAGAAUUUUUGGUUAACCUUUCAAUUCCCAUAGUUUCAGCUGCUGAAGGUGAGGAAAGGCCGGAAAAGACAUCGUUGUUGGAUAUAGUGUGUUCGUACAAGGACACUGUAUCAAAAGAGAUGGUACUUAUAGAAGGCGAGAGAGUUGAGAUACGGCGACCUGAGGUUCUUUCACCUAUGGAUUUGAUACCGAGCUUAGAUGUUGAUCGGCAGAGGAAUCGCUUGUGGGUAGCAGAAGGAAUUGCAGAGGCACAAGAGAUGGCUGAGAUGGGAAAUCUAGAGGGUGCACAGGCUGUUCUGUCAAAUAGGAGAGCAACGCUACGAUCUUCAGCAUCAGCCCAAGCAGGGGAUGGACUCUGCAGCUGGCUUGAAACCGAGCUGAGAGAAAUUAGGGACCGGAUGGCAAGCAUGGAGUUAUACGAGCACACGGGUCGAGCCUAUGUGCUCUCAGGUUUGAGCUCGCAUUCGUGGCAAAGGGCAACAACUAGGGGUGACUCGACUACUCAGACAGUUGUGUUGAGCAGUGAAGGUGGAAACACUAGUAGCGGUCCUAUUGGCUAUGAUACUCCUAGUAUGGUCAACAUGGUGUCAAAGUCACAGACUCUAAACUUCGCUAAUGCUGCCGAGCAAGCUCAGCAGCGACUUUCCAGGUCUUGCAGCGCGUCUCCACGAUGAAUGAGGAUUAUCGGUAUUCAUGGUCGAGUCAUCGGUAAGGAAAUUUUUUGUCCAUAUAUGAUAAUAAAAGGGAUAGCGCGUUUGUAAGUGGGAAUUCAACAAGAAAAUCAAGGCUUCUUAUUUUACUUCACUUUUCUUGGUUCUUUUCUGGUUAUCAAUCUGAUUCUUUUCCAGGAUAAAUUGGAUUGGUGGAAUUCUUACUAGAAAUGCAAUAAUAGUUUGGCAGCUACUCUUGAAUAA
Camellia sinensis is the source of this 2536-nucleotide messenger RNA. Its product is annotated as E3 ubiquitin-protein ligase WAV3. NCBI's taxonomy places the organism in Eukaryota, Viridiplantae, Streptophyta, Magnoliopsida, Ericales, Theaceae. The record is from RefSeq and is a predicted model, not a curated record.